AUGUGCUCCAGGGGAGGUUCGAACUCUCGACCUUCAGAUUAUGAGACUGACGCUCUUCCUACUGAGCUACUGAAGCAUACAAAGGAUGUUGGGGAAGAAAAACAAACUUUACAUCAAAUAUUUGCGGAUUCCAUGGUUAUUAAAGGAUAUAGCACCGGGUAUACAGGACAUACUAGAAGUUCUCCAGGGGAUCUUGUAAUCCACAAAAGAGAAUUGAUAUUUUCACAUAAUAUUGUCAUUAUUGUUUCCCCAAUUUAUAUGAUAUCAUUCAUUAUUCUGUUACACUAUCAGUCCUGGCAUUUCAGCAUCUAUUAA
Saccharomyces cerevisiae S288C is the source of this 315-nucleotide messenger RNA. RefSeq lists its product as uncharacterized. The record is from RefSeq and is marked reviewed. Lineage: Eukaryota; Fungi; Ascomycota; Saccharomycetes; Saccharomycetales; Saccharomycetaceae. The transcript has a single exon. Gene Ontology annotation, cellular component: membrane. Bases 1 to 315 code for a protein of 104 amino acids.